GACCCAGUCGGACCAAUGGUGGGCCCCGGCUUCACAGGGGCUGGGGGCUGCGUCUGCGCGCUUGGCGCCGCCUCCCGCACGGGGGUUCGGGUACGGAGCGGAAGCCGGGAGGAGCCGGAGCCCUCGAAGUGAUCAUGGGCAACGUGUUGGCCGCCAGCUCGCCGCCGGCGGGGCCGCCUCCCCCGUCCGGCCCUGGCCUCGUGGCCGCACCGCCGCCGCCGCCACUGCCGCCGCCGCCGCCGGGCUUCACGCUGCCCCCCAUUGGUGGCCUGAGCGCAGGGCCCGGCGGCCGCGGAGGAGUCCCGGGAGGCCUCGCGGGCGGAGCCCCGGCGCCAGAGGACGAGGCCUCCUGCUGCCUCCCCAACCCGGGCACGUUCGAGGAAUGCCACCGCAAGUGCAAGGAGCUGUUCCCGGUGCAGAUGGAGGGAGUGAAGCUCACAGUGAACAAAGGUCUCAGUAACCACUUCCAGGUAAAUCACACGGUUGCCCUCAGCACCAUUGGAGACUCCAACUACCACUUUGGGGUCACAUACGUAGGAACCAAACAGCUCAGUCCCACAGAGGCAUUCCCUGUGCUGGUGGGAGACAUGGACAACUGUGGAAGCCUCAAUGCCCAGGUGAUCCACCAGUUGGGGCCUGGUCUGCGCUCCAAGAUGGCUGUGCAGACCCAGCAGUCAAAGUUUGUGAACUGGCAGAUGGACGGAGAGUACCGGGGUUCCGACUUCACAGCAGCAGUGACCCUGGGGAACCCCGAUGUACUGGUGGGCUCAGGGAUCCUGGUGGCUCACUACCUUCAGAGUAUCACUCCGUGCCUGGCCUUGGGUGGGGAGCUGGUUUAUCACCGAAGGCCAGGAGAGGAAGGCACCGUCAUGUCUCUGGCAGGGAAGUACACAGCACCUAACUGGCUAGCAACCUUGACGGUGGGUCAGGCCGGGGCCCACGCCACAUAUUACCACAAAGCCAGUGACCAGCUUCAGGUCGGGGUAGAGUUUGAGGCGAGCACUAGAAUGCAGGAUACCACAGUCUCCUUUGGCUACCAACUGGACCUCCCCAAGGCCAACCUCCUCUUCAAAGGCUCCUUGGACAGUAACUGGAUCGUGGGUGCGACCCUGGAGAAGAAGCUGCCCCCCUUGCCCCUGACGCUGGCCCUGGGUGCCUUCCUCAAUCAUCGAAAGAACAAGUUCCAGUGCGGUUUUGGCCUCACUAUUGGCUGAGCCCAUGACACCGCCUUGUCCCGCCCAUCCUUCCCUCCCUCCGCUCCAAGGCUGGGGAGGAAGGGCAGCUGAGGCUCCCGGGGGCUGGGAGAGGGAGACCCCAGGAUGUGGGGAGACCUUGGGCUUGACCAGGGAGACUUCAGGCUUUUGGAGAGGGACUUCAGCGUACUGGAAGACCAAUCCCCUGCCCCUCUCCCCAUUCCUGGAGGGGACCCCAGGACCUAAGAGGGAGAGACUAUGGGGGAGGGUCCUCAGGAUGGGGCCUGUCCCCCUCCCCACGUAUGUGGUGGAGCCAGGCUGCUGAGAGUGCAAUGUGGGGUGGGCAUCCCUGCCCUGCCUCACUGCUGGCCACUAGAGGGGGCCCCCAUCAUCCUAGCCCCCAGUUCCGUCCAUUCCCUGUGGCCUCUCCCUCCCUUCUCCCCAUGAGCCCUUCUGCCGCCACCCCCUCGGUGUAAAUCAUGUUUAUAAGUUAUGGAAAAAAAAAACAGAACAUUUUACAGAAAAAAAAAACUCACAAAAAUACAUGACUAAAAAAGUGAGUACCAGGGAGGAGGUGCCUUCUGUGCGGGGGGUGGGGAGCCUCCAUUCUCUCCUGCUGUCUGUCUGUCCCCUCCUUCAGGCUUCAGGCUAGAAUGGCCUCGCUCUGCCCCCUCAUUUGUAUCCUGGGCUUUCUGUGUGCUCCCGUCCACUCUUGCCCUUGUCUUCCUUCCGCAUGGCCCAGAUAAAUAAAGCUGCUGCAGCUGGA
Molecule: messenger RNA, 1959 nt
Organism: Monodelphis domestica (gray short-tailed opossum)
Lineage: Eukaryota; Metazoa; Chordata; Mammalia; Didelphimorphia; Didelphidae
Gene: TOMM40
Product: translocase of outer mitochondrial membrane 40
Biological process (GO): protein import into mitochondrial matrix
Cellular component (GO): mitochondrial outer membrane
Molecular function (GO): transmembrane protein transporter activity
Source: RefSeq, a predicted model, not a curated record